GACGUGCAUCGGUGUAGAUAUCUCGCGCGAGUCGAGUCAGCCCAGAGGGACUGACAGAACCGUCUGGAUAUCUGCAUAUCCGGAUUGCCUCCUCUCGGCCGCGUCACUCCCACCAGAUCGAUGCAACCUCACCAGCAGUCGAAAAACCACCCCCUCACACUCACUAGAGUCCCGCGAGAGACUAUCGAGGACGGACAGUCGGGUCUAGUGACAAUGGCGCGACACUAAACCCCACCGGCGCUGGCUGCUCGCCCACAUUCCGCCGCCCCAAAUAAAUACCGAGACAGGCGACGGCCGCCCAGCAAGGGAUCGCAGGAUUGCAACUAAUGCAGCCCCAUCCCAUUCUUGAGGCCAGCCCAGCAUGCCUGUCACGGUCGUCCUGCUGCUGCCCUUGCUGGCGGCGAUCGUCCUGAUCGCCCUCAAGCGCCGCUACGCCACUGCUCUGCGCGACCUGCCGGGCCCCUGGCUGGCCUCCGUGUCCAGCCUGUGGCAGGUCUACCAGCUGGUCAAGGGCCACACCGAGCAGGAAAUCAUCCGGCUCCAUCGGAAACACGGUCCGUGCCUCGCCGGCGACUGUCAUCCCUUCGGAAUGCUAACCGCCGCAGGGGACUUCGUGCGCAUCGCCGACAACGAGGUCAGCGUCGCCAAUCCCGAUGCCGUGCGGGCCCUCCUCCACGCCAACAUUGCCAAGGGCUCGUGGUAUGCCAUCUUCAGCCUGCCCGACUACCACUAUGUCAACCAGAUGUCGGAGCGCGAUCCCCAGCGCCAUAUCCGCAAGUCACGCAACGUGGCCGCCGGGUAUGCCCUCUCGAACAUCAUCCGGUCGGAAGCCCAGGUCGACGCCCUGCUGGCCCAGCUGGAGGCCCGCUUCGACGAGCUGAUCGCCGCGGGCCAGCCGGUCGAGUUCGACCGCUGGUUCAACUACUUUGCCUUCGACGUCGUCGGCGAGGUGACCUUCUCCAGCCCGUUCCGCUUCCUGGCGACGGGGACGGACAUCCGCCACGCCAUCGCCAACACGCGCGCCCUGGCCUUGUACAUCGCCAUCAUGGGCCACUACGUCUGGCUGCACAACCUGACCCUGGGCAACCCGCUGCUCAGCCGGCUGGGCCUGCAGCCCUCGUCGCACAUCUUCGACACCUGCCUGGCCGCCCUGGAGCAGCGGAAGCAGAACCCGGCCGUGAGGCUGGACAUGAUGGAGCGCUGGCUGCACGCGCGGCGCACGUAUCCCGACCGCAUGGACGAGGCCGAGGUGUUUGGAGCCGCCGUCGCCAACAUCGGCGCGGGCGCCGACACCACCAGUGCCACCCUGCAGGCCUUCUUCUACUACCUGCUGCGCCAUCCGCAGUAUCUUCACAGGGUCCGCCGCGAGGUGGACGAGGCCCGCGCGGAGCUGUCGCCGAUCGUGUCGUACGCCGAGGCAGCCAAACUGCCCUAUCUGCAGGCCUGCAUCAAGGAAACAUACCGCUUCCACGCCGCGACGGGCACCGGCAUGCCCCGGGUGGUUCCUGCAGGGGGACUCACCAUCGCCGGGCGGCAUUUCGCGGAGGGGACAGUCUUGAGCAUCAACCCGUGGGUGUUCCACCGCAACCCGGCGCUGUUCGGGGUCGACUGCGACGACUUCAACCCGGAGCGGUGGCUGGAUGCCGAACGGGCCAAGCAGAUGGACCCGUUCCUGAUUCAUUGGGGCGCGGGCUACAACCAGUGCCCCGGACGCAACCUGGCGCACUUCGAGGUGUCCAAGGUGUGCGCGACGCUGCUGCGCGACUUCGACAUCGAGGCCGUCGACCCCAAGCAGCCGUGGCGCUUCGAGACGCACUUCACGGCGGUGCCGUACGGCUGGCCGUGCUGGAUGCGCCGGAGGGCAUCUGUAGUAAGUAAGUGA
Aspergillus heteromorphus CBS 117.55 is the source of this 1882-nucleotide messenger RNA. Its product is annotated as cytochrome P450. Lineage: Eukaryota; Fungi; Ascomycota; Eurotiomycetes; Eurotiales; Aspergillaceae. Bases 362 to 1882 code for a protein of 506 amino acids. The record is from RefSeq and is a predicted model, not a curated record. The transcript is spliced from 5 exons. Gene Ontology annotation, molecular function: oxidoreductase activity, acting on paired donors, with incorporation or reduction of molecular oxygen; monooxygenase activity; heme binding.